UGUAAGAGACGCCAUCGCGCAUAGAUGACUGGUGAUCAGUGUUUAUAAAAUGAAUAUUAUAAUUUCGAAAUUGAUGUGGAAAAAUGGAAGUCGGAUUAAUCAGUAUAUCUUCGCUGUUAUAAUAACAAUACCACUACUAAGUUUCGGCAUGGUACAAGGAUGGCUGUCACCAAUGAUAUCAGUGCUCCAGUCAUCCAACGGCCCAGCCCCAGUGCCAUUCACACCAACAGACAUAUCCUGGAUGACAUCCGUAACUUACAUCACAGCCAUCAUCAUUGGGGCGCCAAUGGGACACCUCACGGACAGAUACGGAAGACGUGCAAUGACUUUAAUUACUACUCUGUCUUUAAUUAUAUACUGGCAAAUGAAACUCAUCUGCCUGGAACCCUGGGCGUUAAUCCUCGCCCGUGCAAUAGCUGGUAUACCCUGCUCGGCCUGCUACAUCGUUCUGCCCAUUUAUUUGAAGGAGAUCAGUGAUAUUGAUUUGAGAGGCGCCUUGGGUUCCUUGCUUAUUUUAAACAGAAACAUUGGAUAUUUAAUGAGCUACGUGUUCGCUGAUCUUCUAGCCGUUACUACAAUGUUAUGGAUAGGUUUCUUGGUACCGACAGUCGUGUUCUUUAUAUUUUUCGUUAUGCCUGAGACUCCCGAGUUCCUUGUGAAGCAAGGAAAAGUUGACGAAGCGAAGUCAGUACUCGCAUGGCUUCGUGGAGUUGCUGUUACUGACCGUUCCAUUGAGCAAGACAUUGACACUAUUGUUAAAGUUGAGAAACAAACUAAAGCCGAUAAAAAAUCUGUUUGGAAAAUAAUAUGGAAGGACAGACCCACGUUCAAAGCCUUCAUCAUCACGCUGGUUAUUAAAAUCACACAACAGUUCGACGGCUACCUCAUCGUUCUCAUAUACGCUGGUUUCGUUACUGAAAAGGCCGCUGAAUCGAUCACCUUCAAGCUAACUCCUAACAAACAAGUAAUGAUGAUUGGUCUGGUGCAAUUAUUUGGAUCAAUAGUUGCUACUUGCAUUGUUGAAAGGACUGGAAGGAAGCUUCUAUUAGUAUCCACAUCAUUCGCGGUUGGUGUUGGUAUGCUGGUUCUCUCAGCGUGGUUCUAUUUCACUGGUUUGGGGAGUUGGUUGCCGGGCUGGGUUCCCGUGGUGGCUAUGUGUGUGUGUAUCUUUGCCGAUGCAGCUGGAUUUCAACCGAUAUCGUACAUUAUUAUCACCGAUUUGUUCACAUUUCAACUUCGCGGGACUGUGUCAUCGUUCGCGAACAUCUGCGCGAAACUCAGCAAUUUUAUUCAAAUGAAGUGGUUCGCGAAGGUCUGCGAACUAAUCAGCAUACACUGGACCUUUCUCUUCUUUGCUAUUGUAUCAUUUUCCGCCUGCAUUUAUACUGUAAUAGCUUUUCCAGAAACGAGGCAUAAAUCUGUUGAAGAAAUAUAUGCAAAGUUAGAAAAGAAGAAAGAGCGCGCCGAGGUCGCAUAGAACUUUCAUAAAUAGCCUUUUUUGUCCUUUUCACUCUUGUGUCACAUUCCAUAAAUAUGUAAGACAAAACAAUCAUCAACUAGUUGUCGUAUGAAUAUCGCAGCCAACUUGCUUAAUUAGCCGUUAAAUUAACAGCUUAGCCGUUUAACUAAACGGAACCGUUUAACUAGUGGCCUGGCAGAUAGUGGCCUUAAACAUAGCGGACAGUUCAUUAAACAGCUAGGCAAAUGACUGGAUCGAUGAUGUUUCAUGACUUGCCUAGCCUGUUGACUGUUAAUUUUUUUUUCUCUCACUUUCUCAAGCUCUUCAAAUUGUCAUUAUGACGUUUGCGAACCACAACUGUUGUUGUAUUUUCCAAAGUUUCAUAAAAAAACAACAUGUUCAAUGGAAGAGUGCAGUGACAAUAAUAAUAUAAUUUGACUCAAUCAAUUUAAUUAUAUUCAAUAUAUUUUAUGUCAUAUGUUUCAUCUUUUUUAUUUCUGUCAAUUAUAAUCGUACGAGUUGCCUUUGCAUAAGCCAGGCAGUUUAUUCAAUAUUGUAACAAACGCUACGUCUGAAUAGCUAAAAGGCCGCUAGUUAAACAGCGCCGUUCAGUUAAAAGGCUAGACUGUUAAUUAAACGGCUUAUUAAACUAGUUGGCUGACUCACUUAACGUAAACUAUAUAAAAAUGUACAAAGACCAAAUCUCAAUCGGUUCGUUUCAACUUAGCGAGCUGAACGGUUGAUUCCUGAUGCAGAGUAAUGUUAUCAAUCUUCGUUUAAAUAGAAUCUUUUGUUGCGCAAAAAGAAAUGUUUUUAAUAAAAUACACGAAAUUCAUUAAAAUCAUAAAUUUAAUAAUAGGAGCGCCAUCUACGUGUCAGCCUACGAACUUUCAGUCCACCUAAUAACCUGUUCUGUUUCAUUGUUAUCAGUAUCAGUAGUCCAAACGCAGACACGAUUCGUCUCUCCAUUUGACCAAAAUCAAACGCGUUAUCCUUUCAGUCGUCUCCCUUUAUUUGGCCUCUAUGGUAUUUGAGAGUAUAGAGAGUAAAUAUCUUAUGCAGUCUUUAUCUAUUUUAUCGGUCUCUAUGAUAUCUGAAUUUGUAGGAAAUUUGUUUGUGACCAACUGUGAGGCAUAAAAUAUAUUACAAGUGAGGCAUACAAUUAAUAGUUCUAUAACACUUUUCUGACUCAUUUGACCGUAAAAAUCUCAAUAAUAAUAAGGUUUUGUAAAUAUGUGUACAUAUAUAAGUUAAACGUAAGAAUGCUAUUAGUGACUCAAAAAAUAUUUAAAUUUGUAAUUAUAAAGCUUUAAUACACUCAAAUGUUAAUUUAAAUCAAUGUAAUAAAGAUAAUAUAUUAAUUAAGUAAAGUUAAUGAUUC
Messenger RNA from Pieris rapae (cabbage white), 2840 nucleotides. RefSeq names its product facilitated trehalose transporter Tret1-like. Gene Ontology annotation, cellular component: membrane. The record is from RefSeq and is a predicted model, not a curated record. Gene Ontology annotation, biological process: transmembrane transport. Gene Ontology annotation, molecular function: transmembrane transporter activity. Lineage: Eukaryota; Metazoa; Arthropoda; Insecta; Lepidoptera; Pieridae. The transcript has 8 exons. The coding region runs from base 50 to 1477 and encodes 475 amino acids.